CCCAAGAGCUUCUUAGGAACAUUGGGAUAUUAUGCAGCCAAACCCUUUUUGGCUUCCUCGUCUGAUAGAUCUAAAUGCUGCACAAAGGUUCUAAAGUUUAGACACAACGUAGAACAUAAUAAGAGGGCAAGGAAGAAGACAACACAAGCGAGAUAGAGUAAACUUCAAACAGAGCAAAAAAGAAAGAAAAAAAUCAGGUCAGAUUCACCUUACUUCCCCCUUAGUUUGUCUACUUUUUCUUGAAUGUGACUCGUUGAAUGCUCCAUGGCCACUGCAAAAAACAAUGUAAUUACACUUUUAGAAAAUGGGAUGUAAAUAGCAGUUUUAGGGAAAAUGUCUGCAAACUAAUGAAUCUCAUGAUCAAAUGGAAGAAGAUCAUCUCAAGAAUCUUGACAUUAUUAUCAUUUGCUGCAGGCCAGCUGACGAAUUGCAUAAAGAACAGCAAGUCAACAAACCCUUUUCUGCUUGCUUAUUCCAAUAAUUGGCUUGGGUUUUUCUUGUGAGACUUGUUGCAACUCCUUGGCUCCAACAAGUUACAGGGAAAACAUGGCGAACUCCUAUUUAUCAAAUUGUGCGAACGUGAUGGUUGAACGGAUUAAUACUUCUCAAGAAUUGGUCGAACUAUGUAAAGGAAAGUCCUCCAGUGCAUUGCUGAAGAGAUUGAAGGUUGCUUUGGUGACUGCGAACCCGGUGCUUGCGGAUGCUGAGCAGAGAGCAGAACAUGUUCGGGAAAUAAAACAUUGGCUUACAGGAAUCAAAGAUGCUUUCUUCCAGGCAGAGGAUGUCCUUGAUGAGUUGCUAACCGAAGCUUUGCGGAGAAGAGUAGUAGCUGAAGCAGGAGGCUUAGGAGGACUAUUCCAGAAUCUCAUGGCUGGUCGAGAAACCAUCCAGAAAAAGAUAGAACCAAAGAUGGAAAAAGUAGUUAGACUGCUGGAACAUCAUGUGAAACACAUUGAAGUUAUUGGAUUGAAAGAAUAUAGCGAGACUCGAGAACCACAAUGGAGACAAGCAUCACGGUCAAGACCUGAUGAUCUUCCACAAGGCAGAGUGGUCGGGCGAGUGGAAGAUAAGCUAGCGUUAGUCAAUUUGCUGCUUUCUGAUGAUGAAAUAAGCACUGGGAAACCAACUGUGAUCUCCGUAGUUGGUAUGCCAGGGGUUGGAAAGACUACCUUGACAGAGAUAGUUUUUAAUGACAACAGGGUGACAGAACAUUUUGAUGUUAAAAUGUGGAUCUCUGCCGGGAUAAACUUUAACGUCUUCACGGUUACGAAAGCCGUUCUGCAGGAUAUCACUUCAAGUGCAGUUAAUACUGAGGAUCUACCUUCACUUCAAAUUCAGCUGAAGAAAACACUCUCGGGGAAGAGAUUUUUACUUGUUCUGGAUGAUUUUUGGUCUGAAAGUGAUUCAGAAUGGGAAAGUUUCCAGGUCGCCUUUACUGAUGCAGAGGAAGGAAGCAAGAUUGUUCUAACCACACGAAGUGAAAUUGUCUCCACAGUAGCAAAGGCUGAAAAAAUCUACCAAAUGAAGUUGAUGACUAAUGAAGAAUGUUGGGAGCUGAUCUCUAGAUUUGCAUUUGGAAAUAUAUCAGUCGGUUCUAUCAACCAAGAACUAGAAGGAAUUGGCAAAAGGAUUGCAGAACAGUGCAAGGGCUUGCCAUUAGCUGCACGAGCCAUUGCAUCUCAUCUCCGUUCAAAGCCAAAUCCUGACGACUGGUAUGCUGUAUCAAAGAAUUUCUCAAGCUACACCAACAGUAUCCUUCCAGUUCUUAAACUAAGCUAUGACUCUCUUCCUGCUCAACUUAAGCGAUGCUUUGCCCUCUGCUCAAUAUUCCCCAAGGGUCAUAUUUUCGAUAGGGAGGAAUUAAUACUCCUAUGGAUGGCAAUAGACCUCUUAUACCAACCAAGGAGCAGCAGAAGAUUGGAAGAUAUUGGAAAUGAUUACCUUGGUGAUUUAGUUGCUCAAUCUUUUUUUCAGAGAUUGGAUAUCACCAUGACGAGCUUUGUGAUGCAUGAUCUUAUGAAUGAUUUGGCAAAAGCUGUUUCAGGAGAUUUUUGUUUCAGACUGGAAGAUGACAACAUUCCGGAGAUACCAAGCACAACUCGACAUUUUUCGUUUUCUAGAAGCCAAUGUGAUGCUUCCGUGGCUUUCAGGUCCAUCUCUGGAGCUGAGUUUCUGAGAACCAUUCUUCCGUUCAACUCGCCAACAAGUCUUGAAUCUCUCCAACUAACAGAAAAAGUUUUGAAUCCUUUGCUCCAUGCAUUGAGCGGCCUACGAAUUCUUAGCUUGUCUCAUUAUCAGAUAACCAACUUGCCUAAAUCAUUAAAAGGUUUGAAGCUGUUACGGUAUCUAGAUUUGUCAAGCACCAAAAUAAAAGAUCUCCCAGAGUUUGUGUGUACUCUAUGUAAUCUGCAGACACUAUUGUUGUCAAAUUGUCGUGACCUCACAAGCCUGCCAAAAAGCAUUGCCGAACUCAUCAAUUUGCGCUUCCUUGAUCUCGUUGGCACUCCUUUGGUAGAGAUGCCACCAGGAAUAAAAAAGCUGCGAAGCUUGCAGAAGUUAUCAAAUUUUGCUAUAGGAAGGCUGAGUGGUGCCGGGCUGCAUGAGCUCAAAGAACUUUCUCAUCUCCGAGGGACACUUCGCAUCUCUGAGCUACAAAAUGUGGCUUUUGCCUCAGAAGCAAAAGACGCUGGUUUGAAAAGAAAGCCAUUCCUUGACGAGUUAAUCCUGAAGUGGACUGUCAAAGGUUCUGGCUUCGUCCCUGGUAGUUUUAAUGCAUUGGCCUGUGACCAGAAAGAGGUCCUAAGGAUGCUAGAACCCCAUCCACACUUGAAAACGUUCUGCAUUGAAUCUUAUCAGGGUGGAGCAUUUCCGAAGUGGUUGGGCGAUUCUUCAUUCUUCGGUAUUGCGUCCGUCACUCUCAGUAGCUGCAACCUCUGCAUAUCACUGCCUCCACUGGGGCAGUUGCCUUCACUCAAGUAUCUCAGCAUUGAAAAAUUUAACAUUCUGCAGAAGGUUGGUAUAGACUUCUUCUUCGGUGAGAACAACCUUAGCUGUGUACCGUUUCAAUCCUUGCAAACUCUAAAGUUCUAUGGCAUGCCAAGAUGGGAAGAAUGGAUUUGUCCGGAACUAGAAGGUGGGAUCUUUCCUUGCCUCCAAAAACUCAUAAUACAAAGAUGCCCCAGCUUAACAAAAAAAUUUCCAGAAGGACUCCCUUCUUCCACUGAAGUCACCAUCUCUGAUUGUCCCCUAAGAGCAGUUGCUGGAGGAGAACAUUCCUCCAGAAGGAGUCUGACAAAUAUUCCAGAAAGUCCAACCAGCAUUCCCUCUAUGAGCAGAAGGGAACUGUCUUCCCCUACAGGGAAUUCAAAAUCUGAUGCAAGUACCAGUGCUCAGCCAGGUUUUGCUUCAAGUAGUCAAAGUAAUGAUGACAAUGAAGUAACUUCGACAUCAAGCUUGUCAUCUUUGCCAAAGGAUCGUCCACUGUCACAAACACAAGAUUUCGACCAAUAUGAAACUCAACUUGGAAGCUUACCUCAGCAUUUUGAAGAACCUGCAGUGAUCUCGGCAAGAUACUCAGGAUAUAUCUCGGAUAUACCUAGCUCGUUAAGUCCGUAUAUAUCAAGAACAUCACUUCUUCCAGAUCCCAAAAAUGAAGGUUCAGGUCUUCUUGGAAGUAGUAGGCUUAGCUACCAGUACCAGCCAUAUGGAAAGCUUUCUGUUCGGAGUCCACCAUCAAGUGAUACAGAUAACAAAAAGCUUUCACAAUAUGAUGAUGAAACAGACAUGGACUAUUUGAAAGUGACAGAGAUCUCUCACCUCAUGGAGCUUCCUCAAAAUAUACAGUCACUCCACAUCGACAGCUGCGAUGGACUCACUUCCUUACCGGAGAACUUAACAGAAAGCAAUCCAAAUCUCCAUGAACUGAUCAUCAUUGCUUGUCACUCUCUAGAAUCUUUCCCUGGAAGCCACCCUCCAACCACAUUGAAAACCUUAUACAUAAGAGACUGCAAGAAACUAGAUUUCGCAGAGAGUUUGCAGCCAACACGAAGUUACUCACAGCUCGAAUACCUGUUCAUCGGAAGUAGCUGCAGCAAUCUCGUCAACUUCCCUCUCUCCUUGUUUCCGAAGCUGAAAAGCCUCUCGAUUAGGGAUUGUGAAAGCUUCAAAACUUUCUCAAUUCACGCAGGACUUGGAGACGAUCGUAUCGCUCUCGAGUCUCUUGAAAUUAGGGAUUGUCCAAAUCUGGUAACUUUCCCACAAGGAGGACUUCCAACACCGAAACUCUCUUCAAUGUUACUCUCUAACUGCAAAAAGCUCCGAGCUUUACCGGAGAAAUUGUUCGGACUCACUUCUCUCUUGUCACUGUUUAUAGUCAAAUGCCCAGAAAUCGAGACGAUCCCAGGUGGAGGGUUUCCGAGUAAUCUCCGAACACUUUGCAUCAGCAUUUGCGACAAGCUUACACCGAGAAUCGAAUGGGGAUUGAGAGAUUUGGAAAAUCUUCGAAAUCUUGAGAUUGAAGGAGGUAACGAAGACAUUGAAUCGUUUCCAGAUGAAGGGUUAUUGCCAAAAGGGAUUAUUUCUCUGAGGAUUAGUCGUUUCGAGAACCUCAAGACUCUGAAUCGAAAAGGGUUUCAAGAUACAAAAGCUAUUGAGACGAUGGAGAUCAACGGCUGUGAUAAGCUACAGAUAUCGAUAGAUGAAGAUCUUCCUCCUUUGUCUUGUUUGAGAAUAAGCUCAUGUUCAUUGUUGUCUGAGAAUUUUGCUGAAGCAGAAACAGAGUUCUUCAAGGUUUUGAACAUUCCACAUGUGGAAAUUGACGGCGAGAUCUUCUCUUGAUGAAAAGAUUAUUUAUUUAGACCUUACUUGAUGUACACGACAUUUUAAAUUCACAGUUUAUACUACCAUUGGAGCUCUUCUCACA
This is a messenger RNA of Arabidopsis lyrata subsp. lyrata, 4921 nucleotides long. RefSeq names its product putative disease resistance protein At3g14460. Lineage: Eukaryota; Viridiplantae; Streptophyta; Magnoliopsida; Brassicales; Brassicaceae. Bases 547 to 4836 code for a protein of 1429 amino acids. Gene Ontology annotation, molecular function: ADP binding. Gene Ontology annotation, biological process: defense response to other organism. The record is from RefSeq and is a predicted model, not a curated record. The transcript has a single exon.